This is a messenger RNA of Dictyostelium purpureum, 675 nucleotides long. RefSeq lists its product as uncharacterized. Lineage: Eukaryota; Evosea; Eumycetozoa; Dictyosteliales; Dictyosteliaceae. Gene Ontology annotation, molecular function: protein dimerization activity. The transcript has a single exon. Bases 1 to 675 code for a protein of 224 amino acids. The record is from RefSeq and is a predicted model, not a curated record.
AUGAUACCACUUCAUAUGAUUUGGAAAGAAAAAAAAGCUAUAUAUCCAACACUGUAUUCUAUAGUAAGAAAUGUUUUUUCAGUUGUUUCUUCAUCUGUGGAAAUAGAGAGAACCUUUUCUGGUGCCAAAUUGUUGAUUACCGAUAAUCGUUCCAAAUUGGGGUGGGAAAGGAUUGAGCAAUGCGUACUUUUAAGAGAAUGGGCAAAGUCAGGCCUCCAUCACAGAAGAAAGCUGCUGCUACACCUCCAUCUGCCACUAGAGUUAUUAGGCACCAGCACUGACUUAUUAACAAACUUUAAGUUAAAGGAACAAGAACUUAAGAUGAUGGAGCUAAUGAAUAAUCAAAUGCAAAUUUUGAAAGAAUUAAGUUUCCAACCACACCGUGUUCCAUUCCCAGAAGAAUCAAAAUUUGACGGAACUAAUAGAGCCGAGUUUGACAAAAAUUGGGAUUUGUUUGAAUUCCUAUUCAGACAUCAUUUUGUUAAACCAACUAGUGCUAAUUUGCUUUCAAGUCUUCGUGGUAGUGCAAUCGAUAGAUUAAGAACUAUUGAUCCACUCAAUACUAAAUCGGUUGAAGAAAACAUCAUGGCCUUAAGAACUUACUAUCAAGAUAGCCCAAGCAUCAUCCUUGAUAGAUUCUCUACCUAUUCUAGAAAACAAAUUCAAGUCACUUGA